Microsporum canis CBS 113480 is the source of this 1041-nucleotide messenger RNA. RefSeq lists its product as hypothetical. Bases 1 to 1041 code for a protein of 346 amino acids. NCBI's taxonomy places the organism in Eukaryota, Fungi, Ascomycota, Eurotiomycetes, Onygenales, Arthrodermataceae. The transcript is spliced from 2 exons. The record is from RefSeq and is a predicted model, not a curated record.
AUGUUGACGAAACUCGUCGCGACAUCUCUUCUGGCGCUGCAAGGCGCAGCCGCUUUCCUUAUCGUUCCCGGGGUCGACAGCCCUCAUUCCAUCGAGACCGCCGAUGCCCGCAAGUUCAGCAUAGCGACAACCUGUUCAAAAUGCCCGUUCCCAGAAGAUUCAGACACUGCAGCCACCUGGAAGUCUGACGUCGAUAGCUAUAUGCUCUUCGACCUGGCGACAGAUGCAGGCAAACUAUAUGUCAACAAAAAGGAAAUCUACCCUUCUCCUGAUGAAUCUGUCAAUCUACAGACUAGCCUUGUUCGCAAAUCAGAUGAGCACCUCAGUCGACAAGUCGCCACCGGUUACAUCCUAGAAAUUCUUCGAGCCCCUGAGGCUUCCACCGAAGAAGACGGCCCUGAACUUCUCACAUUCUACUUUACUCCCGUCCAGCUUGACGGUCUUCCGGCCGCAGCGGACACACUCUACAUUCCCGUCAUCAAAACCACCAAAGGCAACCUUGUCAUCGUCAACUCACGAGUCGAAGCCACCGCGGCCCCACAGAUCUCAUGGAAACAAUGCGGCCGCGAUGCUCAGUGCUGGAAACGUCUACUGGUGGCUAGAAUUGUCGCUACUCUACACGCUGCAAAGGUCCGCGCCGCACAAUUUGCCGAGAAAGUUUCAUCUUCAUGGAGAGGCUGCCACGGAAAGCCGCAAGGAAACAGCAUGGAACACGGACAUGGCCAUCACAGAUACCAAAACCCCACCUUCUCCCGCUCCUUUGCCCGCGCACUUCGCUUCGUGAUCAUCCCAGCGAUCAUCGGAUUGUGUCUCAGCCUGGUUGUCUGCUCCAUCGGAUCACUUGUGGGUCACUGCCUGGUUGCUUUGUGGAGAUACAGCCGCAGCCAACGUAACGCUCACCGCCGCACCCUCGACUCUGCUCAAGAAGACGGAGAAGCCAGCGAGAAGGAAGGCCUGAUGGCCCGAGAGGAUGCCGACCUUGCACCUCAAGAAGAGGAUCAACUACACGGUCAUAUCAAGUUGCCUGCAGACAAGGCAUAA